UUGUGGCCAACCAAAACGAACGAAUAUUUAGACCAUCAUUAUCGGUGAAAUGGGUUUCUAAUUUCUUUUUUCCUUUUUUAUUUUCGCUGAUUUAAAAAAAAAAAAAAUUAAAAAAAUGAACUAAUCGCGGAUCGGCACAUGUCGGUGGAACCCGUGAACAGUGCAAAAAACCCACCACAGUCGUUUCUUCAUUCACGACUUUUGGAACCGACCAUUUUUGUGGGAUCCACGCUAUUAGAGACUCCCUUAUAACCGGUGGUGUUCUUAUUUUCUAUAUUUGAAAAUAAAAAAUAUUCUAAAAUGAGAGUAAAGUUCGAGACGUAUUGGGAAAAAGAAUCACAUAGAUAUAAAAUAGUCUUUUUUUGAAAAAUGUUGAUGCUAUUACUUACGGGAGUAUUAUUAAUUUUUUUUAUUAAUUUUGUUUUUUUUUUAAUAUUUGAAAAUUGAGACUCCGCUCCCAACAGACAUCACUAAAUAGUCUCGAGUUGUUUGCUUCUCAAUUUACCAAUCUCUCUCUUAUAGUUUAACAAUACAUCUUCUUCUUUCUUCUUCCUCGUCAACCGAUUUGAUUUCUUCAAUCAAUCCCAACCAGAGAAAUUUGGCGUAGAGAUAACAUUUGUGAUGGCGGACCAAACAACCGAUUCAACAUCUCCUUCGGCUCUUGUCUCCGCAUCGUCUCCGAAGAAAGAAAACACCAAUCCUGUUGAUUCCAAGCUCACUGAACUAAGCGAAUCAAGGGCCGAGUUGCUUAACAGGAUCCAAAAUCUCAAGCAGGACUUGCAAAGUUGGAGAGGUAAGCUUGACACCCAAGUUCAAGUCUACCGUGAGGAGCUCUCUGGGCUGAAGAAGACUCUUAAUCUUGAAGUUGAGCAGCUCCGUGAGGAAUUCAAAGAUCUUAAAACCACCUUGAAUCAGCAGCAAGACGAUGUCUCUGCUAGCCUCAAAAGCUUAGGCCUGCAAGAGAACUCUAAAGAUUCUGAAGGGCAAAUGGAUAAGAAAAGCGAGGCGAAAGAAGAGAAAGUGGAACCUCUGUUGAUUGAUGAGAAUGCUAAAGAAGCAGAGCAUCAUUAGACCAUGAAAAUGUUUCUUCUUUUGGCUGGCUACUACUACCUUGAGAUUGUACCGUUACUCUUUUAAAUAUGCUAGUACUGCGGUUUUAGUUACAA
This is a messenger RNA of Brassica napus (rape), 1166 nucleotides long. RefSeq names its product uveal autoantigen with coiled-coil domains and ankyrin repeats. The transcript has 7 exons. The coding region runs from base 622 to 1071 and encodes 149 amino acids. Lineage: Eukaryota; Viridiplantae; Streptophyta; Magnoliopsida; Brassicales; Brassicaceae. The record is from RefSeq and is a predicted model, not a curated record.